Messenger RNA from Sclerotinia sclerotiorum 1980 UF-70, 1266 nucleotides. RefSeq lists its product as hypothetical. The record is from RefSeq and is a predicted model, not a curated record. Gene Ontology annotation, biological process: endoplasmic reticulum to Golgi vesicle-mediated transport; retrograde vesicle-mediated transport, Golgi to endoplasmic reticulum. The coding region runs from base 1 to 1266 and encodes 421 amino acids. Lineage: Eukaryota; Fungi; Ascomycota; Leotiomycetes; Helotiales; Sclerotiniaceae. Gene Ontology annotation, cellular component: endoplasmic reticulum; Golgi membrane; endoplasmic reticulum membrane. The transcript has 5 exons.
AUGAAUGGAUUUACAGAACAUGGAUUGGAUGAGGGGUCAUUUGGGGAGAAAGGGGGAAUUGUACAGGCUUUUGAUGCUUUUCCCAAAGCUAAACCUCAAUAUAUAACGCAAACAUCCGGCGGCGGCAAAUGGACCGUCGCCAUGCUCAUCAUAUCCUUCGCGCUCCUCCUCUCCGAAUUCUCUCGUUGGUGGACGGGCUACGAAACACAUACUUUCGUAGUUGAAAAGGGAAUUGGUCAUUCCCUUCAAAUAAACAUGGAUAUGGUUGUCAAAAUGAAAUGUUCAGGAUUACAUAUCAAUGUACAAGAUGCAGCUGGUGAUCGCAUUUUAGCCGGGAUAAUGCUCAAAGAAGAUCCGACGAAUUGGAGUCAAUGGGUGGAUGCGAAGGGAGUACAUCAAUUAGGGAAAGAUGCGCAUGGUAGAGUGGUUACUGGGGAGGAAUAUCAUGAGGAGGGAUUUGGAGAGGAACAUGUUCAUGAUAUUGUAGCGCUUGGUGGAAAGAAGAGGGCGAAAUUUGCGAAGACGCCGAGACUUAAGGGAGGACCGAGAGGCGGAGAUAGUUGUAGGGUUUAUGGAAGUUUGGAAGUAAAUAAGGUGCAGGGAGAUUUUCAUAUUACGGCGAAGGGUCAUGGAUAUCCGGAAUUGGGACAGCAUUUAGAUCAUAAUGCAUUCAAUUUCUCCCACAUAAUCAACGAGCUAUCCUUCGGACCUUUCUACCCCUCCCUCCUCAACCCCCUCGAUCGCACCAUCGCCGGCACUCCCAACCAUUUCCACAAAUACCAAUACUUCCUCUCCAUAGUCCCAACCUUAUAUUCCCUCUCCCCAUCAACAUUUUCCCCCUCCUCCUCACCCUCAUUACUACGUACAAACCAAUACGCCGUUACAUCACAAGAACACAUUGUAGGAGAACGUAACGUACCGGGAAUAUUUUUCAAAUAUGACAUUGAGCCACUUCUCUUGACGGUAGAGGAAAGCAGAGAUGGGUUCUUGAGAUUUGUGGUUAAGGUUGUUAAUGUGGUUAGUGGGGUGCUCGUGGCGGGACAUUGGGGAUUCACGAUUUCGGAGUGGGGGUUGAGGGUUUGGGGUCGGAGGUCCGGGGGGAGAGGUGGGAAGGUUGGUUUGUGGGAGAGAGGUGAACGUGAGGUAGUUAACAUCGUUACAUUAUUAUAUAAGGAGUAUUCAUUCACACCGGAAUUAGAACAAGACAAGGGAAAUAUCAUAUCCAAAUACUCAAACCAAAUACCAAACACCCAAACACCAAAAUAA